Drosophila navojoa is the source of this 2314-nucleotide messenger RNA. RefSeq names its product transmembrane and coiled-coil domain 2 protein Dmtn (gene Dmtn). Gene Ontology annotation, cellular component: endomembrane system. NCBI's taxonomy places the organism in Eukaryota, Metazoa, Arthropoda, Insecta, Diptera, Drosophilidae. The record is from RefSeq and is a predicted model, not a curated record.
AUUAGUGUGUGUUGAUUUCGAGCGGUGAGAAGAGUUAUGUUACGGACCGCAUUAUUAAAAUACAUAACUAAUUUUGGUAUACAGUUAAAGUGCACCUAAUAAAUACAAAGGAAAUGUUCAAAACUAUCGUGCAGUGAAUCCGAAAUUAACAUUCAAAUUUGAUCAAUCACUUGCAAUGCGGAUUUUGCGGCAGAUUUUGUGAUGCGCACAGAGCAGCGCCUAUCAACGCGUAAAGAAAACGGCCAAAAAAGUAAAGCAAAUGAAAAUCGAAGAAUACCAGUGAAAAUUUUCGAAUAGUUGGCAAUAUUAAUAAUCAAGUGCAGGCAAUAUAUAUGUAUAUAGAUGAAAAUACAUAUAUACUUGCGUAUAUACAUAUUAAAAGUGUCCAGGGAGCGCACCAGCGACUCAGCGACAGCAGCGUCGUCGGGAACAGCAGCCACAACACCAACGGUCGCGAUUGCAACAGCGACGACGACGACGACGCCAUCAGCGGCAGCAGCAGCAGCGGCAGCGGCAGCGGGAGCGUUGGCCACACCGACGGCAGCCAACAGCAAUUCGUCGGCCUCGUCCAGCACAGUGGCAGCUGCACAGGCGGCUGUCUACAGCGGCGGCAACACGGUGACCGGCAGCCUGGGUAGCAGCGGGGGCGUGGCAGUGCGCGGUUUUCGCAGCCACAGCCCCACACACCGGCGACACAGCCGUGAGCGCCAGCGACGCACACAUGGCUCCGACCAAGGCGGUCUCCUGGCCUACAGCGGCAUGGUAGGCGAUAUGACAGACUUUGGCGUCAGUCUCAGCCACGGCGGCGGCGGUGGCAGCGCCGGCACCGGCAGUGGCCUAGAGGACUCGCGUCUGUCCGGCAACGAGGACUACUACGCUUCUAUGGCAUCGGAUGAGUUUGAUAGCAGCAAGAAGCUGCACCAUCGACGCCAUGAGCGCAGCUCCAGCGUGCAGGCCAUAGAUCGUCUGAAUACGAAAAUACAGUGCACCAAGGAAUCCAUCAGGCAGGAGCAAACAGCUCGGGAUGAUAAUGUGAACGAGUAUCUGAAACUAGCAGCCAGCGCCGAUAAACAGCAAUUGCAACGCAUUAAGGCGGUGUUCGAGAAGAAGAACCAGAAAAGCGCACACAGCAUAUCGCAGCUGCAAAAGAAACUGGACAAUUAUACCAAGCGAGCCAAGGAUCUGCAGAAUCAUCAAUUUCAAACCAAGAGCCAGCACCGGCAACCGCGCGAGGUGUUACGCGACGUCGGCCAGGGACUACGUAAUGUGGGCGGCAAUAUACGGGACGGCAUUACGGGUUUCUCCGGUUCGGUGAUGUCGAAGCCGCGCGAAUUCGCGCAUCUCAUUAAGAACAAAUUCGGCAGCGCGGACAAUAUAAAUCAGAUUGCUGACGCUGAGCUUCAAGCCAUUCAAGCGGCAAAUGCGGACGCCCUGACAGCGGCCAAUGAGCGAUUGCUGCAUCAACCCGGCCCUGGCACCUCCACGGGCUCCGGUGGUGGCAACAACGUGAACAACAACAACGCGGGCACUGGCAGCGGCACCGGCAAAUUCAACAGCGACAACGGCAGUGAGUGCAGCAGCGUAACCAGCGAAAGCAUACCAGCGGGAUCUGGCAAGAGUCAGUCGGGCGCCAGCCAGUACCACAUUGUGCUCAAGUCCCUACUCACUGAACUGUCCGAGCGCAAAGCGGAGAUCGAGAAGCUUAAAGAGCGAGUCGAGCGACUUGAGACUAGCCAAAAGGAGUUUAACAAUUUGACAGCCACUCUCGAAAGUGAACGCUUCCGUGCUGAGGGACUGGAGGAGCAAAUCAAUGACCUGACGGAAUUGCAUCAGAAUGAAAUCGAGAAUCUGAAACAAACAAUUGCUGACAUGGAAGAGAAAGUACAAUACCAAAGCGAUGAAAGACUACGUGACGUCAACGAAGUGCUCGAGAAUUGUCAAACAAGGAUAUCGAAAAUGGAGCAUAUGUCUCAGCAGCAAUAUGUCACCGUCGAGGGCAUUGACAAUUCAAACGCUCGCGCCCUGGUUGUGAAACUCAUCAAUGUGGUCUUAACAAUAUUGCAAGUGGUGCUUCUGUUGGUGGCAACCGCUGCUGGCAUUAUAAUGCCCUUUCUCAAAACGAGGCUUCGCGUGCUGACCACAUUUUUAACGAUUUGCUUUAUAAUCUUUGUGAUACGCCAAUGGCCGGAUGUGCAGGAUAUAGGCUCAGGCCUUGUGCGGUAUCUCAAACAGUCGCUGGUGGUGAAAUGAGACGGCGGUGAUGACUCCAUGUUCGACUAGUAGUUUCGUAAUAUUGAUAGUAUUAAGUUAAAAA